UGUUAAGCCGUCAAGUUGUGUGCGCUUUGAGUUUGGCAGGGCAUUGCGAUUUAAAUUACAGCAACACAAACCGGUCUGAAAAAAUCCCCUCAAGCUUCAAACGCUGUAAAGUGAAGACUGAGCUGCUGUGUAUAGUUGAAGAUUCCGUAUUAUAAUUGACUAACGUCAAAAAUGAUUUGAGUAUUCUUAUCUAAAUUUAGAUUUUUCUCAAAAGAAGCAAAUUAUACGGAUGUUAACUUUAAAGAGGCGGGAACGCUAUAUUUUUAAAUGAUUCAGUAGCGCUAUCAAACUACACUAUAGUUCGCUGAUCGCAGUGUAGAGUUUCAAACAGAUACUUGUGAGUCAAAUAUCGCAUCCCUUGGACACAGAAAUCAUUCCUCCUGAAUAUAUUUCACUAUCAAACGGUGUCGGAGAAGUUGAGAUCAGAAAUCCACACUGAAUUGAAGUUUCAAAUUCUCCAUUAACAUUUCUCUCGAGAGAGAGAAUAUAUUUAGACUGCAAUAUUUAGUCCACAUCAAUGCGAGUAGUUAGUUAUCAUAGUAUUAUAUUAUAUAAAAAAUUUAUCUGUGAGAGUACAUGGAACAGCGGUGGUGAGUAAAAAUUAUUCUUCAUGAGCUCCGGCGGUAUUCCUUCUCAAAUUGAGACUACCACAUUUGAGGAAAACGCUUUUUCAUGUAUGAAAACUGUUUAGAAACUCCGUCAAUUUUGAUGUCAGGACAGCUGUUGGGAAGGCUUACCAUCUAUCCUAUAUAUCUAGCUCUCUAAACUUAUAUAUAUUUUUUUUUUUCGAGGUUGUUUCAAAAGUUUGGUUCCUUUAAGCUUUCGCUGAACCAACAUCACAAAUUAUGAGCAGUCCAUUCAGUGAAUGCUCCAGUCACGGUCCUGUGUCUAUGUCUCCGCGUCUACUUACGCACUCAUGUUCGUCGGAUGCGGCUAGUACAACAACAGUAGCAACCUCGGAAGAAUCUUUGAAUAACUUUAUGCCAUCGCCUUCUAUGGACUCUGCAACAUCGGGCAUAUACUGUGACGGAACGCAAAGCUUACUGGACUUAAGAACGUCACCAGUUGCAUAUAGCCAAGAAAGUUUACAAGAAGCAGAAAUCACUUUAACCACAGCAAAUUCUACAGUUUACAGCUUGGCUAGAGCGAAUCUACUUGAAAGCGAGGAACAAUGCAACAUUUUACGACAACGUAUUACAGAUUAUGAAAUUAGAAAUUUCAUGCAGGUGUGCAAAAGUCCAGAAUUCUUUGAUUUCGACGUCGAACACUUGCUGCGUUUAGUAGAGCACGACGAUUUGAAUGUUAGCGCUGAAGCGGAUGUCUUCUGGGCCAUCCGACGUUGGUAUAAAUAUGACGAAGAUGCACGGAGGUGUCACCUACCCGAUUUGAUUGCUUGUUUACGGCUGACACAAUUUGAUGUCGAUUUUAUAUACUCGCAUAUCAACAAUCUACCUGGUUGUGAGCUACUGGUGAACAAGGCUGUGGAGUGGCUGCUACGACCUAGCGCACGUGGUACAAUAUCACUGCGCUACACGAAACCACGAAAAGUGCUACAAACUGAAGACGAGACGUACUGGAUCGUGGUGCAAACACGUGGCGAUCACAGGAUCGCGGACAAAUGCGUACUUCGCUACAACAAAGCUCUUAAUGAAUGGCAGAAGUGGACCGAUAUAAAAUUGGAACGCAGUAACUUUGCCAUAGUCCAUUUGGAGAACAGCAUCAUCUGCAUUGGCGGCUUAGGUCGUAAUACCAAGCCGAUCAACCAUGUUAAUCGCUAUAAUUUGAAUACACAAGCUUGGGAGCCAAUGCCAUCGAUGCAACAGCGUCGAGUUUACAUGAGUGUUGCGAUGUUGGACGGCAAAAUAUACGUCUUCGGUGGACAGGAUGAAAAAUACCAAGCUCUGAACACUGUGGAAGUGUUCGAUACGAUUGCCGGACGCUGGCAGAAUAUGGCUAGUAUGUCUGUACGUCGAGCCUCCACGGCUGCUGCAGUUUUGGAUGGCCAACUUUAUGUGAUCGGUGGCUUUAAUCGAGCGCAUUUACGGUUAGUUGAACGGUAUGAUCCAGCAAAAAAUAUUUGGACACAAUGUGCGGAAAUGAAUGAGGCACGCGGUUGGCCUGGAGUAGCUGUACACAAUGGGCAUAUUUAUGUGAUCGGCGGUUGGUUCAACGGCGCACUGCGGACGGUCGAACGCUACAGUUUGUCGGCAAAUAAAUGGACGACGAUAUGCUCCUUGAAUGUGGCGCGUGGUAGUAUUUGUGGACUGUCUAUGAAUGAGACACUUUGGGCCAUCGGUGGCUACGGUGAGGGCAUCCUUAGGGACACUGUAGAGGUUUACGAUGAGGAAAAUGAUAACUGGCUGGAAGAAAAAAUAUUACCAGAAGCUGGGCGUUACGUACGUUAAGUAUUGUAAAUUAGUGUGUUUAAACACAAGUGGAAACCAUGUAAAAUUAUUUUAAGAUGUUCGCAGUGCGAAGCACCUUAAUUCUUAUACCACACGUAAGCAGGGAGAAAGAAAAUUAUUUUGUGAUAUUAAAUGGCAACCCUGUUUAUAUUUUUUUUUUACCAUUUUUUUU
This is a messenger RNA of Bactrocera latifrons, 2577 nucleotides long. Its product is annotated as kelch-like protein diablo. The transcript is spliced from 8 exons. NCBI's taxonomy places the organism in Eukaryota, Metazoa, Arthropoda, Insecta, Diptera, Tephritidae. The record is from RefSeq and is a predicted model, not a curated record. Gene Ontology annotation, molecular function: protein binding. The coding region runs from base 846 to 2405 and encodes 519 amino acids.